Messenger RNA from Helicoverpa zea (corn earworm), 774 nucleotides. RefSeq names its product glutathione S-transferase 2-like. Gene Ontology annotation, molecular function: glutathione transferase activity. The record is from RefSeq and is a predicted model, not a curated record. The transcript has 5 exons. NCBI's taxonomy places the organism in Eukaryota, Metazoa, Arthropoda, Insecta, Lepidoptera, Noctuidae. Bases 80 to 697 code for a protein of 205 amino acids. Gene Ontology annotation, biological process: glutathione metabolic process.
CUACAAUCAUUGAAUUAGUAGGAUCCUGACAAACCACGCGUAAACACUUAUUGGAACCAACAACAAAAAUAAAUCAAUCAUGUCCAAAGUCGUGUUCUACUACUUCCCCGUGAAAGCGUUGGGUGAACCCUCCCGCCUGCUGAUGGCUUACGGAGGUCAGGAGUUCGAAGACCGACGCAUUUCCAAAGGGGAGGGCUGGGAUGAGUUCAAGCCCAAGACUCCAUUCGGUCAGAUGCCCGUGCUGGAGAUGGAUGGCAAACUGUACGCUCAGAGCUACGCCAUCGCGCGGUACUUCGGCACUAAGUUCGGACUGGCUGGAGACAGCUUGGAGGAAGCAUUGGAGAUCGAUCAGAACGUUUAUUUGAUUGAAGAUCUUCGAGCUGAGGCUGCAGAAGUUGCUUAUGAAUGUAACGAGGAGAUCAAGGAAAAGAAACAUGCUGAUUACGAGAAGACUGUAUAUCCAACUAUUUUAGACAAACUGAAUGAAAUCAUCGUUAAGAAUAACGGCCACAUCGCACUUGGAAAGUUGACGUGGGGAGACUUCGUGUUCGCUGGUAUGCUGGACUACCUGAAGAGGAUGCUGAGGAUGCCGGACCUUGAGGAGAAGUACCCUGCCUUCAAGCAGGUCGUCAACAACGUGUACUCUAUUCCCAAGGUCAAGGCGUACGCUGAUGCUGCUCCUGCCACUGUUUUUUAGAAUAUUGUCAUGGUAUUAUUAGGAUUAACUAUAGAUUAUAAGAAUUGUAUUAUAACAAUAAAUCUUUUUUUCUAUAA